Caenorhabditis sp. 36 PRJEB53466 is the source of this 2946-nucleotide messenger RNA. The record is from the annotation of a GenBank genome assembly. Lineage: Eukaryota; Metazoa; Nematoda; Chromadorea; Rhabditida; Rhabditidae.
AUGAAGAAAGGAGGUUUGAGUGAUUACGCAGAUUUCGCAGAAGAUGACGCCAACUGUACCCAAGGAAUAAAGUGGAUUAAAGAUGUAAGUUUCAGUUUAUGCUGAGUAAGAAAUGAAUUUUUAGAGGAAUUAAAACGCAAUGUAUGAAAAGUUCAAAAACUGCAGGUCACUAAAAGUUCAGAAUGCUUCAAUUUGUCCCAUAUUAUAGCCAAUGGGUACGUACAUAACAGUGAUACAUCAGACAAGUUUUGGUCCGGCUCCGUGGUCCCUAGUCCGAUCACGGUAACAAAAUAGGUCAAAACCGCAACUAAUUUCAAAAAAAUGCUAGCGUCUCAGACUCAACGCCAAUGGAUUCCUCGCAUCUUUUUGAGUAUAUUUCACGUUGGCACCAAAAAUUUAGCACCCCUCCUUCAUGGAGAAAAAUAUUGGUUUGCGACAUUUUUCAAAAAAAUUUUCAGUUUUCUGCUCGUCCUGAAAAAUUUUAAUGCCGCGUCCAAUGUCUCGGAAAACACGUAAAAACCGCAGGUUUUUCUGUCCACAGUCGGCCGAAAUUUGCGUGAAAAACGGGGGUGCGCACAGCUCAAUGAAUGUAACCGUACCCCUAAAACUACGGUAUUUUUUGAAAAUUUGCGCAUGAAAUUUGAAUAUUUUCAAAUAUCCUCAAGAAAUUAACAAAUUUUAAAGAAAUACCGUAGUUUUAGGGGUACGGUUACAUUCAUUGAGCUGUGCGCACCCCCGUUUUUUACGCAAAUUUCGGCCGACUUUGGACAGAAAAAUCUGCGGUUUUUACGGUUUUUCCGAGACAUUGGACGCGGCAUAACACUGCAUAGGCUAUGCAGUGGUAUGCAGCAUAGCCAUGAUUUUAUUGCUGAUUCUGAAUCUAGACGUCAUUGUGCUUCAACAAAUAUCGCGAUCAGAACCCUUUGAAAAUUGAGAAAAAGCACUUUUCUCAUGUUCGCGAACAUUUUUCCAUGCAAAAGUACUCCGAAUUUUGUGAAUUUCGGCCUAAAAACCCCUAUAUUUCAAUCGGAAUCGGGGUGAACUUUUUUUUUGCCGAAGCACAAUAACGUCCAGAUUCAGAAUCAGCAAUAAAAUCAUGGCUAUGUAGUGUUAAAAUUUUUCAGGACGAGCAGAAAACUGAAAAAUUUUCUGAACAAUGCACGGUCUCCAGAGCUGACAAUGGGCGCAAGUGCGCCCCGCCCAAUAGAGCGAUACAUUGGCGCGAAAUUCAAAUUUUAACAGCAAAAUUUGUGUUUUUUGCCAGAUUAGCCACGAAAAACCGAUAAUUUCUCAUUUGCCUCUCGAUAGACCGAUUGUAUAGGCUAUUACAAAUGUUUUAAGCGCAAGAGCGCUAAAUUUGGUCAAGUCGCAAAUCACAUUUAUCCGUUUGAAGGUUUUUGGCUAAAACUGCGUGAAUUUCAGUUGCUUUUCGGUAGUUUUAGCCGUUCGAGUGCUCAAAAUGCUUGUACUUACGUGAUUCAUCAUUCUCAAAAUUAAUUCUGUCUGAAAACGGUCAAGAAAGCGCAAAAUGAAAAGUGCGGUUUUUAGGCGGCGAUUGCCGGCGAUCGGCGAAAAACCAAAGUCCGCGAAAAAUGCGCCAAAACGUCAUUAAUUCUGAGAAUUAGUGUGUUUUCAUGUCGAACAAUCAUUUUUCAUCGCCGUUGACCACAAAAAUCAGUGAAAACCUGCUCAACUCAUGAAAACGCCAUUUGGCCGAGGCCACGCCCAUAUUGUCCCCAGCUUUGGAGACCGUACAAUGUCACAAAAACAAUUUUUUUUUCUCCAUGAAGGAGAGGUGCUAAAUUUUUGGUGCCAACGUGAAAUAUACUCAAAAAAAAAUGCGAGGAAUCCAAUGACGUUGAGUCUGAGACGCUAGCAUUUUUUUUGAAAUUAGUUACAGUUUUGACCUAUUUUGUUACCGUGAUCGGACUAGGGACCACGGAGCCGGACCAAAACUUGUCUGAUGUAUCACUGUUAUGUAAUUAGCGAAUUUCGAGGUUCUCAGACAUUGCCUUUUAAGGUCACUUUUAUCUAUAAAAUGAGUUGUUCUUCAAACACUUUGAUUAAGGUGUUCACGGACUGCGUCGACACAGAUAUGAAGCUUAUCGGUUUUAUUGUUGGCCUGAUCUCUCUCGCCCUCUGGCUCAUCCCACUUCUACCGCAACUGUGGCAGAACUACAAAACGAAAAAAUGCGAUGGUCUUUCGCUUGCUUUUCUUUUCUUCUGGCUUGUUGGAGAUACGUGCAACAUGCUCGGAGCGAUUUUGACUAAUCAGCAACCAAUCCAGAAGAUUAUUGGAGUUUACUACAUCAUCCAGGAUUUGGUGCUCUGGUCUCAAUACGGAUAUUACACUAGGAUUUAUCGUGCAAGCUCUACAGUGCCAAGAUCGAACACUAUCGUAGUUCCUGUUGUUUGUCUGGCUACCGUAGGAUCAUUUUGUGUUUUCGAUAGUCACUCUCGAGAAACCCGCUUCAAAAGAUCGUUAUUGGAAAGCCUCAACCAGCGGAAAGGUCUUCCGCUAGAGGGUAUUAUCGAAAUGUGGCCCAUUUUCACCAGCUACACCGACAUGUUAGGAUAUUUGAUUGGCUCUCUGGCUGCUGUUUGCUAUUUCGGCGGUAGAAUCCCUCAAAUCAUCAAGAACUAUCAGCUUCGAUCGUGCGAAGGAUUGUCGCUCGUCAUGUUCUACAUUAUUGUUGCCGCAAAUUUUACCUACGGGCUGUCAGUUCUCAUGGCUACCACUGGAUGGUUGUACUUGCUGAGGUAAACUUUUUCAAAGAUGAAGAUGAAUUUCAACCUGUCAGGCAUCUCCCCUGGCUCGCUGGAAGUCUUGGUUGUUGUAUUUUUGAUGCCAUAAUUAUCUCGCAAUAUUAUUAUUAUCGUCAGAAGACGACUCAAGCGGAAGAUACUGAGCGUGCUGGCCUGCUCGCGCAGGAUGAUUCCGACUGA